AUGGGGUUUUUCGACAGAAAGCAUAAGACUGCCGGUCCAGAGGUAGUGGAAGCUACCUCACCCGGCGUUCUUCAAUCUUCAGAAAAGCUCGACGAGGCGCAAAUCCGAAGCGCAUCCAUCGUGUCCAGCGAUCUGAAGCCUGUAGCUGGAAUUGAAUCCGACGGAUCCCAGAAGGAUGAAGAAGAGCAAGAAGUCGAAUAUCCCACCACUAUCAAGCUUGUCUUGAUUACCAUUGCUCUUUGCCUGACUGUAUUCUGUAUCGCUUUGGACAACACCAUCAUUGCCACUGCCAUCCCUAAGAUCACCGAUCACUUCAAGGCAAUUGACGACAUCGCUUGGUAUGGAUCUGCCUAUCUCCUCACCACAUGCUCCUUCCAGCUUUUCUUCGGCAAGCUCUACUCCUUCUUGAGCUUGAAAUGGGUUUUCCUCACAGCACUAGUCAUUUUUGAACUUGGCUCCUUCCUCUGUGGCAUCGCACCAACCUCAACAGCUCUGAUCGUCGGACGUGCCAUCGCUGGUGUUGGAUCUGCUGGUCUCUUCUCUGGAGCCAUCUUAAUCAUCGCAAACUCUGUACCUCUUCGCUCUAGACCCUCAUACACCGGUCUUAUCGGAGCCAUGUAUGGUCUUGCUAGUGUUGCUGGCCCAUUGAUGGGAGGUGCCUUCACUGAUCACUUGACAUGGCGCUGGUGCUUCUAUAUCAACCUUCCCUUCGGAGCUGUCACGAUAAUUUUCAUUUUCUUCUUCUUUAACCCUACCAAGAGCGCAAAGAAGCUUUCCGUUGGCUGGAAGAACCGCGUCAUGGACUUUGAUCCUGCUGGCACUAUCAUCUUCCUUCCCAUGAUCAUCUGUCUCCUGCUGGCGCUUCAAUGGGGUGGAAGCACAUAUCCCUGGAGCAGCGGCCGCGUCAUCGCCCUCUUCGUGGUCUUUGGCGUGCUCUGUGCGAUCUUCAUCUGCAUCCAGUUCUACGUGGGAGAGAAGGCUACAAUUCCUCCUCGCAUCAUCAAACAACGCACCGUGGCAGCAAGUGCUUGGUUCGGCGUCUCCCUUGGGGCCGCGUUCUUCCUCUUUGUCUACUACCUUCCGAUCUGCCAGUCUCCCUGCUUCCGGUUCCAAGCGAUCAAGGGUGUCUCUGCUACAAAAUCUGGCAUUAUGUCUCUACCCCUGAUUCUCGGAGUUGUCAUAUGUUCUGUUGUUGCUGGAGGUCUGGUCACCACCUUCGGCUACUACGCACCUUUCAUGAUCGCUUCCUCCGUCCUUAUGGCCAUCGGAGCUGGACUCUUGACCACUUUCAAGGUUGACACAGGGCACGCAGAGUGGAUUGGCUACCAGGCUCUUUUCGGCAUUGGCGUUGGUCUCGGCAUGCAGCAGAUCUUGAUCGCAGUGCAAACUGUGCUUCCAGCAGCAGAUAUUCCUACUGGCACAGCUAUUGUCAUGUUCUUCCAAACUCUUGGCGGCGCUCUAUUCAUCUCGGUUGGACAAAACGUCUUCACUAACAAGCUUGUGUCUGGUCUCAAGGCCGCUGUACCGGACCUGGAUCCUGCCAUCGUUCUUCAAACUGGUGCUACAGAGUUGAAGUCAGCCAUUGGCGAGCAGUAUCGUGAUGGCGUACUUCGGGCGUACAACGAUGCUUUGGCCAACUCAUAUUACGUUGCUGCCGCUCUUGCGACAUUAUCGAUCGUAGGCUCACUGGCCGUCGAGUGGAAGUCUGUAAAGGGCAAGAAGAUUGAGAUGACUGCAGCAUAA
Aureobasidium subglaciale EXF-2481 is the source of this 1743-nucleotide messenger RNA. RefSeq lists its product as uncharacterized. The record is from RefSeq and is a predicted model, not a curated record. NCBI's taxonomy places the organism in Eukaryota, Fungi, Ascomycota, Dothideomycetes, Dothideales, Saccotheciaceae. Gene Ontology annotation, biological process: transmembrane transport. Gene Ontology annotation, molecular function: transmembrane transporter activity. The coding region runs from base 1 to 1743 and encodes 580 amino acids. The transcript has 3 exons.